This is a messenger RNA of Drosophila rhopaloa, 2136 nucleotides long. It is a transcript of the gene Bulli, whose product is annotated as regulator of MON1-CCZ1 complex. The record is from RefSeq and is a predicted model, not a curated record. Gene Ontology annotation, biological process: regulation of autophagy. The coding region runs from base 55 to 1983 and encodes 642 amino acids. NCBI's taxonomy places the organism in Eukaryota, Metazoa, Arthropoda, Insecta, Diptera, Drosophilidae. The transcript has 7 exons. Gene Ontology annotation, cellular component: lysosomal membrane; Mon1-Ccz1 complex; late endosome membrane.
GGGCGUAUAAAAAGUUGCUUUGCAGUUUGUUGUUAACUAUUUUUUAGCAAAACAAUGGAUAAUCCCAAUGGAAUCCACUAUAUUGAGCUUUCCCCAAAUCCCAUACGGUUCGAUGCUGUGAGUCAGCUAACAAAUGUGUUUUUUGAUGACUCCAAUAAGCAGAUAUUUGCUGUUCGAUCUGGAGGAGCUACUGGUGUGGUGGUUAAAGGUCCCGGUUCCACCGAUGAUACUGUGAUCUCAUUUUGCAUGAGCGAUCGCGGUGGCGCAAUCCGUUCCAUCAAAUUCUCGCCGGACAAUCAGAUCCUGGCCGUUCAGCGAAAAGAAAAUGCCGUGGAGUUCAUAUGUUUUCAGGGGGACCAGCCUCUGCUGCAGGAGAUCAUCACCCACCAGGUGAAGAAUAUGAUCCAUGGCUUCGUUUGGGUCCACAAUCGGGAGGUGGCCCUGAUCUCGAAUACGGGUGUGGAGGUAUAUACUGUGGUGCCGGAGAAACGGCAAGUGCGCUCUGUGAAAUCUCUGAGCAUCGGUAUCAAGUGGUUCGCCUGGUGCUGCGAUGCCAAUGUGGCUCUGCUUUGUACCAGCGAGGGAAACUCCCUCAUCCCGGUACUGGUCAAGCAGAAGGUCAUCACCAAGCUGCCCAAAGUGGACUUGGGCAGCCCAAGUCGCGACGUGCAGGAGAGCAAAGUAACCUUAGGUCAAGUAUACGGCGUGCUGGCGGUGCUCAUCUUGCAGUCAAAUAGCAGCUCUGGACAAAUGGAGGUAGAAGUUCACCUACUUAAUGGACCAGGUUUGGCUCCUCGCCUGUGCCAUGUACUUCGCCUAAGCUUAGUGGGUCGCUUUGCCAUCAACACGGUGGAUAAUCUGAUUGUGGUGCACCAUCAAGCCUCAGGCACCUCGUUGCUUUUCGACAUCUCACUCCCCGGAGAGGUGAUCAAUGAAAUAACCCACCAUACUCCCAUAACUCCAGGUCGCUCGAUCAAACCAUUUGGCUUGAAACUGCCUUCUCUAUCGCCCGAUGGACAAAUCUUGCCGUGCGAGUUGUAUUCCACCCAUUGGGUGCUUUUCCAGCCAAACAUUGUCAUAGAUGCCAAAUUGGGUUGUAUGUGGUUCCUGAACCUUUGUAUUGAACCCCUGUCCCAACUGAUUUCGGAUCGCAUUCGACUCACGGAGUUUUUGCUGCAGCGCAGCAGUGGGAAACAGGUGCUAUUAAAAGUUGUGAGUCAGCUAGUGGACGAUCAGUAUAAAGGAAGUCUGCUGCCAGUUCUGGAGACCAUCUUCAGCAGAAUUAACAAGAUAUAUGCCUCGUGGGUGCAGUUAGAAUUGCAUAACCAAACAGCACAGCCCUCUAAUGUAAAGACUACUACCCUGAAACAAAGCACACCGCCCAUUGUCCUCAUUGAGCAACUGGAUAUGGUGCAGAUCUUUCAGCGCGUUUCGCGUCGACCGUAUACUGAAUCCAUCCUGAUGCUUUACUUGCAAUCCCUGAACAAGUUCAACAUUGCAGCCCAAGAGGAGCUCAGCAAGAUGAUCAUCAGUGAACUGAUCAACAAUCGCAGCUUCGACACCUUGCGGCGUUUGGUCAGUUAUUCAAUGCUACUGGAGUCGAAAUCGGUGGCUUGCUUUUUGUUAUCCCAUUCGGAUGUGGAUUCGGCAAUUUCUCAAGUGGCCAUCGAUAUGCUGGGAAAAAUUCAGGCUCAUGAGAUUAUUAUUGAAGUCAUGCUGGGACAAGGAAAGGUAAUCGAUGCAUUGAGACUGGCCAAAAACUCUUUGGGCUUGGAUAAAGUGCCAGCUAGGAAGUUCUUGGAAGCGGCUUAUAAGACAAAAGAUGAUCUCAUCUUUCACAGCGUUUUCAGAUUCUUUCAAAUGAGAAACCUGAAACUUUAUGAGACUUUGUCUUUUCCCAAGGCUGAACAAUGCACGGAGUUUAUACAGCAUUAUAAUAAUACUUUUCCUGUUGAUAACCCUUCAAGACCACCUAUAUGCUGAAGGCACCUAUUUAAGUAAUUUGUUAUUAUUGUAAUUCAAAAGUGUGCUUGAAAGUAUUAAUAUACUUAUAUUUUGUAUUGUAAAUAGUUCGGUCAAUAUACCAUCAUAAAUAUAUAUUUUAUACGAAAAUAAAAAAAUAACUUUGCGUUUCAA